This is a messenger RNA of Bombina bombina (fire-bellied toad), 2371 nucleotides long. Its product is annotated as gastrula zinc finger protein XlCGF49.1-like. Gene Ontology annotation, cellular component: nucleus. The coding region runs from base 326 to 931 and encodes 201 amino acids. NCBI's taxonomy places the organism in Eukaryota, Metazoa, Chordata, Amphibia, Anura, Bombinatoridae. Gene Ontology annotation, biological process: regulation of transcription by RNA polymerase II. The record is from RefSeq and is a predicted model, not a curated record. The transcript has 2 exons. Gene Ontology annotation, molecular function: RNA polymerase II cis-regulatory region sequence-specific DNA binding; DNA-binding transcription activator activity, RNA polymerase II-specific.
UAUAGUGAAAGCUGAGAUAACAGAAGAUCUUUGUGUGAGUUGUCAGCUGGGAGACCCUAAUGAGGAAACCACUGACAGUAUCAGCCCAGGUGAAUUCACAAACUGCAAUAAUCAUGGUCAUAGUGCUGAUGCUUCUUUCAAUCUUAUUCAAAGAAGCCACGUGAAAAAUGGAUGUUCUGAUUGUGGUAAAUGUUUUACCUGGAAAUUUCAACCUGUUACUCAUUGGAAAAUUCAUGCAAGAGAGAGAGUAUUUUUGUGCCCUGAAUGUGGGGAAAAUUUUAUCAAGAAAUCAGAUCUUAUUGACCAUCAAAAUAUUCAUACAGGCAUGAAAGCAUUUUCAUGUCCUGACUGUGGAAAAUCUUUUACUCUAAAAUUAAAUCUUAUUAUUCAUCAGAAAAUCCAUUCAGGGGAGAAAGCAUUUUCAUGUUCUGACUGUGGAAAAUCUUUUACUCUAAAAUCAAAUCUUAUUAUGCAUCAGAAAAUUCAUUCAGGGGAGAAAGCAUUUUCGUGUUCUGAAUGUGGGAAAUGUUUUACUCUGAAAUCAACUCUUAGUAAUCAUCUAAAAAUUCAUACAGGAGAGCAACCAUUUUCAUGUUUUGACUGUGGAAAAUGUUUUGCUGUAAAAUCAAAUCUUAUUAGGCAUCAGAAGAUUCAUACUGGGGAGAAAGAAUUUUCAUGUUCUGAAUGUGGCAAAGGCUUUACUCAGCAAUCAAGUCUUAAUAAUCAUAUGAAAAUUCAUACAGGAGAGAAACCAUUUUCAUGUUCUGAAUGUGAGAAAUGUUUUCCUCUGAAAUCAACUCUUAUUAGGCAUCAGAGGAUUCAUACAGGGGAGCAAGGAUUUCUGUGUUCUGAAUGUGGGAAAUAUUUUAUGCAGAAAUCAACUCUUAAUAAGCAUCUGAAAAGUCAUAUAGCAAAGAAAGUAUUUUCAUAAUUAGGGAUAGGUAAAGUGUGCAAAGAAUCUCUGUGUGGAAUAUAGAGACUUUGAACCCUAUUAAAUAGUUACUUUUUUAGUGUGUGCACUUUCACACGAAUAAUUAUGGCUCAGAAAAUAGCCAAACUGCACAAGUGGCUGCCUUCUUCUGCAUUCUGAUGCCACCAAAGCAUCAAACUGCUCACCUGUACUGCACACAGCCUUUGAUUGCUGCAAAACAUUAUUUCUGUUCAUAAUUGAUCUCAAUAGAUGAGAUUAGAUAUGGGAAACCUAGGUUUUAACAUGGUGGUGCCCUUACUUUUUAGAAAAAAUAAAUACAUAUAUAUAUAUAUAUAUAUAUGUAUGUAUAUAAACAAACACCAAAUUCAAAAUCAGACUUUUAUAAUUCAGACAGAAUAUGCUAUUUAAAAAACUUUCCACUAUCUAGUUUGCUUCCAUUAUUAAAUUGUGCAGUCUUUUUAUUUGCACAUUUUUUAAGGGACCCGCUUUUACUGAGCAUGUGUAAAGGUUCACAGUAUAUAGAUAUGUACAUGUGUAAAAGUCCACAGUAUAUAUGUGUGUUUGUGAUUGGCUAAUGGCUUAAGUAUAAUACAUGGGGCAAGGAAAUGAAAGGGAACAUUGAAAUUUGUCAUAAAAAAUGUCUUCUCAUUUAAAGUAGGUGUUACUGUAAUGUCUUUAAUUAGGCAUUUGUUGAUUAUGCAAUUAGACUGUUUAAUGGCCAUUUAAACAAAGUCUUUGUUUUUGCCGUUACAAAGAAUAAAUGUGUAUCUAUAGGAAUACAUCUGUUUGUAUCCACAAAUGUAAUAAAUGUAGCAAAAAGACUAUGGGCAUCCCCCUUUAGCAACCAAAGGAUCAAACUAAUAAGUUAUGUUAAGUACAGUGGAGUAAAAUAUUUAUAUCUGUGUCCCACAAGCUGAAGAAGCCAUUACAGUUCUAUGGGAAGAAAAACAUGUUUCCUAUAUACAGCUGACCUAGAGACCUUAUUGCCUUGGCACAGCUUACUAUUCUUUUACAAUUGUGCAUUUUGUGGUGGGAAAGAAUAACCUUUAUAAACUCACCACGCAUGAUCACACAAUACUGAAAUGCAAAGUCUUAUUUCUUGUUAAAUCUGCUCUUCUACCGGUCACAAACAUGAAUGUCUGAUCCAGAAGCCAUUUGUUACAUAUAUAGUUUAUCUUAAGUGUACACGUGCAAAAUCAGGCACCUUAUAAUACCUAGUAAAUUAGCAGUAUCAGUUACAUAAAGCACACUGAUAAAUUGGUAAUAUAAUCCUAUCUUACAUGUGCAGCCAGAGGGCAAACAAUAUACAAGAUAAUGCACGACAGACCAGGGCAAUAGCCUGAACUAUUAAAAUGGAAACACAGUAUUUCCAAAUUUUACUGUUUGUGCCUUAAACAUGGACUUUGAAUAAUAAAAUAAUUCACAUAAAACAACUAUAAA